AUGGACAAGAUUACAGUCACAAAAUUUAACGGAACUGAUUUUGGACUCUGGAAGUAUCAGAUGUCAGUCUAUCUUGACUAUCACGGAUUAUUCGAGGUAGCGAGUGGCAAAACGGUUAAGUCGGAACAAAAUGCCGAGACUUGGGAUACUACCAACAAGAAGGCACGUUUUGCGUUAACUCAAUCAAUGGAGCUUUCACAGAUACGUCACAUUGUGAAUUGUAAGACUUCAAACGAAAUCUGGUUAAGGCUUGAAGCUUUGUACGAACAGAAAAAUGAAACAAGCGUACAUUUAUUACUAGCAAGAUUCUUCGAGUAUAAGAUGGAUCCAAGCAAGAUGACAGUGUCAGAACAUGUCAGUAACGUCGAACAGAUGGCUCGACAACUCGAGGACCUUGGUCAUAAGCAGGAUGAAACGACGAUAAUUACAAAGAUUCUGCAUUCACUACCGGUAAGCUAUCGUUCGGUAAUAUCAGCUUGGGAUUCAGUAUCGAGACACGAACAGAAAUUAGUUAAUCUAUUGCCUCGUCUCAUGAAAGAAGAGCAACUCUCUAAAAGUUUUGGUGAGGUUAAGAUUAAUAGCGAAGAGGAAUCUGUCGCAUUGCAUGCGAAGAAGACGAAGCAUGACAAAAAGCCUAAGCAACACAAGAAUACAUUUAAAGGAAAAUGCUUCAAUUGUGACGAAGAAGGGCAUACGGCUCGAUAA
Messenger RNA from Cyphomyrmex costatus, 705 nucleotides. RefSeq lists its product as uncharacterized. The record is from RefSeq and is a predicted model, not a curated record. The transcript has a single exon. Bases 1 to 705 code for a protein of 234 amino acids. Lineage: Eukaryota; Metazoa; Arthropoda; Insecta; Hymenoptera; Formicidae.